Messenger RNA from Talpa occidentalis (Iberian mole), 2942 nucleotides. RefSeq names its product RB binding protein 7, chromatin remodeling factor (gene RBBP7). Bases 297 to 1574 code for a protein of 425 amino acids. Gene Ontology annotation, molecular function: histone binding. Gene Ontology annotation, cellular component: nucleus; ESC/E(Z) complex; NuRD complex. The transcript has 12 exons. NCBI's taxonomy places the organism in Eukaryota, Metazoa, Chordata, Mammalia, Eulipotyphla, Talpidae. Gene Ontology annotation, biological process: regulation of gene expression. The record is from RefSeq and is a predicted model, not a curated record.
GCGCCUGCGCUCAGCUGCCUGGGCGGGCUGGGAGGCGCGCGUUGAAAAGUCUCGUUCCAAGUUUGGAGAGAGAGAGAGAGGAGCGCGCCUCAGACCUCGGUACCCGCGAGCGGGGAGGCGGCAGCAAAGGAGGACGCGGCGUCUGGGGAGCCCCCGGGCCGUGCGGCGGAGCUCGGGCUUCCAGGGCUGGACGUGGGGGACGCGCCCGGGAGAGGCAGGGGCGCCUGCGGCUGGGCUGCGCUCGGCUAGUGAGGGGAGUCCGAGGCGGCGGCGAGGGGCGAACGACCCGACGCAAGAUGGCGAGUAAAGAGAUGUUUGAAGAUACUGUGGAGGAGCGUGUCAUCAACGAAGAGUAUAAGAUCUGGAAGAAGAAUACACCGUUUCUGUAUGACCUGGUUAUGACCCAUGCUCUUCAGUGGCCGAGUCUUACCGUUCAGUGGCUUCCUGAAGUGACUAAACCUGAAGGAAAGGAUUAUGCCCUUCACUGGCUGGUGUUGGGGACCCACACUUCCGAUGAGCAGAAUCAUCUCGUGGUUGCUCGUGUUCAUAUUCCAAAUGACGAUGCCCAGUUUGAUGCUUCCCACUGUGACAGUGAGAAGGGUGAAUUUGGUGGCUUUGGUUCUGUAACAGGAAAAAUUGAAUGUGAAAUUAAAAUCAACCACGAAGGAGAAGUGAACCGUGCUCGUUAUAUGCCGCAGAAUCCUCACAUCAUUGCAACAAAAACACCAUCUUCUGACGUGCUGGUUUUCGACUAUACAAAGCACCCUGCUAAGCCAGACCCAAGUGGAGAAUGUAAUCCUGAUCUUAGACUAAGAGGUCACCAAAAGGAAGGCUAUGGUCUUUCCUGGAAUUCUAAUUUGAGUGGACAUCUCCUAAGUGCAUCUGACGACCAUACUGUCUGUCUGUGGGAUAUAAAUGCAGGACCAAAGGAAGGCAAGAUUGUGGAUGCUAAAGCCAUCUUUACUGGCCACUCGGCCGUCGUGGAGGACGUGGCCUGGCACCUGCUGCACGAGUCUCUCUUCGGAUCUGUCGCGGAUGAUCAAAAGCUCAUGAUAUGGGACACCAGGUCCAACACCACCUCCAAGCCGAGUCACCUGGUGGAUGCGCACACCGCUGAGGUCAACUGCCUGUCGUUCAACCCCUACAGCGAGUUCAUUCUCGCCACUGGCUCUGCAGAUAAGACUGUAGCUCUUUGGGAUCUGCGUAACUUAAAGCUCAAGCUCCAUACCUUCGAAUCUCAUAAAGACGAGAUUUUCCAGGUCCACUGGUCUCCACAUAAUGAAACCAUUCUGGCUUCAAGUGGUACUGAUCGCCGCCUCAAUGUGUGGGAUUUAAGCAAAAUUGGAGAAGAGCAAUCGGCAGAGGACGCGGAAGAUGGGCCUCCAGAACUCCUGUUUAUUCAUGGAGGACACACUGCCAAGAUAUCUGAUUUCAGCUGGAACCCCAAUGAGCCGUGGGUCAUUUGCUCGGUGUCUGAGGACAACAUCAUGCAGAUCUGGCAAAUGGCUGAAAAUAUAUACAAUGACGAAGAGUCAGAUGUCACCCCGUCGGAACUGGAGGGGCAAGGAUCUUAAACCCAAAGUGAAAGAAGUGUUUCUAUUGAAUGUAAUGCUCCGUGAAUGCUUGGUUUAUCAAGCGCCAAAAAGGCAUUGUAUAGUAGGAAAUCUAAGUGGGAUGGCAUAUGGCGUUCUUUACUUCUGAUUCUAGCACUUUCCAGUGAGCUGUUGCGUACUGUAUCAUAUUGUAGCUUUUAGGGAAGACAGGAAUGUUGCUUAAGAAAGAACAUCACAGUUAUUGUUUUAAAAUACAAGUUAGCAGGGUACUGCUUUUGAUUCAACUAUUUUAAGUCGUUGUUUUCUCAAACUAAGUGCUUGCUGUUCCCAGAUAUGCAAGAGUUAACUUUUACACUUUUUCCCUCCAACACUUCUUGAUUGGCUUUGCAGAAAUAAAGUUUUAAAAUAAAUUUUGUUUUAUUCUUCUAGAACCUGGGUAGGGAGGGGUAUGUCCGUCUGGCCAUGUGUCCAUUUCUUGAGUGGAAAUGGGGACAGUUUUACUUUAUCCCCCGUUUAUUGGACUCAUUUUUAUAAGUGAGGCGGCCAUUGUGCAUCUUGGUUGAGGACUUGCUUUCUUUCCAGGAUACGUGACCGUCUCCUGCUCGAAACCUGAGUUAGGGGUCUGUACUUUGUGUUUUGUGAUACACACCCCUAGACCUACCUUAACUCCUAUCACUUAACCCGUAUCCUGUUUGCAAGUUACCUCGGGCAGCUUUAAACACUGGCUCUUUCUCCGAAAGCGUGAACGGUUUUCACUUACACGGCACAGGUCAGCGGGCAGGCCUGCUGUACCGGACGGAAAGGCCGGCCCCGCAUGCUCGGUCCCAGGCGCAUCAGUACUUCGUGCUCCUCGUCCAGUGGGUGCCAGUGCGAGUCUGUAGGUGCGCCCUGCUGAGUGCUGCGAACAGCCCUGGCUGGAGACAUCCAUAGUCCUUGUAGUUUCUUAGCGCUUUGGCGGCAGCUGCAGUUAGAAUGUAGAGUUUUUUCUAGAGUUCUCUGUUUUAAAGGUUCAGGAAAAGGUACUAUACGAGUCUGGCAGCAGGGAAGAGAUCAGCCGCCCAGUGCAAGGGUGCCCGGGCCGCCCCUUACUCACAGUGCCUGAGAACGAAUACUUUUUCAGACCCAAGAAACCCAGGGAACUACAACUGCUGUCGACCUUGAUUGACUUGCUUGAUAAUACAAUUACGGUCACAUAACAAAAUCCACAGAAGCUGUUAAGUUUAUCAUACAUAUUUACUUCAUCUAUACAGAAUCGAGUAGAUAAAAUCAGAUUCACAUUAGUGAAAAAUCUCUACAAAAUGUCUUUGAAAAGCAAAACAAGACUGCCUCUUAACAAUUCGUAUCCUCAUGAAAGACGUGGGCUGUAAAAAUAAAGCAGUGUGUUUAGCA